Carassius carassius (crucian carp) is the source of this 431-nucleotide messenger RNA. Its product is annotated as MHC class I polypeptide-related sequence A-like. The transcript is spliced from 2 exons. Lineage: Eukaryota; Metazoa; Chordata; Actinopteri; Cypriniformes; Cyprinidae. The record is from RefSeq and is a predicted model, not a curated record. Gene Ontology annotation, biological process: immune response. Gene Ontology annotation, cellular component: external side of plasma membrane. Bases 63 to 431 code for a protein of 122 amino acids.
CUACAGGGCACUCGUCCGAUAUUUAAGGACUCUCAUUUAAAACAUUUUCUGCAGACGUAAGAAUGGUUUGGUAUAUCUUUUUGUUGCAUUAUCCUUUUCUGAUCGACGCAAGGCAAGCUCCACCAGAUGUUCAUGUCUUUGUGAAGAAAGCUCCUGAUCACAGUAAGCUGGUUCUGAGCUGUCUGGCCACUGGUUUCUACCCCAGAGAUAUUGAGAUGAACAUCAGGUGGGAUGAAUCCGUUCUUAAGAACCAAACAUCAUCUGGAAUCAGACCUGAUGACAAUGGAUCCUUUCAGAUGAGAGUCAGUGUGGAGAUCGACAGAAACCUCAGAGGGUUUUAUGACUGUGUGGUCAUCCACAGCGGUCAGACUCAGACACGACCGGUUUUAACUGUGUGGGCCAUAUAUAACCGUACAUUUAGUGGUGAGUAA